AUGCAACAUCUGCGUCUGGAAAGAGGAAUCCCAUACGCGCGCCGCCCUCAAUUGGAGAAUUGGGCAACGCCAAAUGGGAAGCAAUACGGGGACUCGUCGGAGGAGUUCUAUGUGGCUGACUUCGCGGAAUGCAACAUCUGCGUCUGGAAAGAGGAAUCCCAUACGCGCGCCGCCCUCAAGUUCAGGGAAUCGGAUGGUUCCUGUCAGCUGGUGUACGAGAGCAGGGCCCAGCUGGUCCCACCGGAAGGGUUCCAGGCGUACGUCGAAUGAGAUGCCGAGGAUGAACAAGAGAGAGAGAGAGAGGAGCAGGAGACGGUGUAG
This is a messenger RNA of Darwinula stevensoni, 321 nucleotides long. Lineage: Eukaryota; Metazoa; Arthropoda; Ostracoda; Podocopida; Darwinulidae. The record is from the annotation of a GenBank genome assembly.